Messenger RNA from Schistosoma curassoni, 1314 nucleotides. The record is from the annotation of a GenBank genome assembly. NCBI's taxonomy places the organism in Eukaryota, Metazoa, Platyhelminthes, Trematoda, Strigeidida, Schistosomatidae.
CCUUCAAGUGCUCAGCGACCUCCAACGAUGGGCGUUGCCACUGCGGGGUGGUUGCCGAUGUGUGGUUAGUGGUUUUCGUGUUAGCGCUUUAGGAAAUAAUAACACGUUUCCCGAAUAUAAAACAAGUGGUUCGUCGCAUAUAAAUUUGUCAUGUCUCCCGAUGCAUUUCAAAAAGAUGUAGCGCAGUAUGGAGAUUGUGUUAUAAUCGAUUUGGGGAGUUUCAAGAAUCUAACUACAGUGCUUAAGAAGGGCGAUGUGUUACAGACACGUUUUGGAGCAUUGAGACAUGAUGAUUGUGUAGGAAAAAAGUAUGGAUCGAAGAUCCAAACAUCGCGUGGAUAUGUGUAUAUAUUAGCGUUAAGUCCAGCUCUAUGGUCAGAAACACUACCUCAUCGGACUCAAAUAAUUUAUCCAUGUGAUGCAAGUUUAAUUGUUGGGGGCUUAGAUUUGGCUCCUGGGAAAUGGGUGUUCGAAGCGGGGACAGGCAGCGGAUCAUUGACGCAUUUCUUAGCUCAAGCUGUAUUACCCCAUGGUCAUGUUCAUACGUUUGAUUUUCAUAGUGAACGUGUUAAGUUGGCAUCUGAAGAGUUCAAUUCACAUUCACUUGGGGAUGUUGUGAAGGUUGAUAUCCGUGAUGUUUGUAAUGAUUAUUUUCCACCAAUCGGGAGUGAAUUAAAUCCUAAUGGUGUAGAUGCUGUUGUCUUGGAUCUGCCUAGGCCAUGGGUAGUUAUUCCUCAUCUUGGACGUACUCUCCGUCCUGAUUCAAUUGGUCGUGUAUGUUUAUUCUCACCUUGUAUCGAACAAGUUCAGAGAUCCUGUACAGCUUUACUAGAAUCAGGUUUUCAACAUAUAAGCACAGUUGAAUGUCUGGAGAGGGAGUAUGACGUGUCACGAACAACGUUGAACAUUCCAAACAUGGGGCAGCAAACUGCUUCCAUUUGGCUUCAAAGUGGUUUCAGUGAAUAUAUGAGUUCUGUUUCGCAAUUCAACAAACAUCUGCUUCCUCCUCCUAAAACAUCCGAGAUAGAGAAUAUUCAUUGUAAACGCAGUCAUCCAAAUCCAGAGCUAGGUAAAUCGAUCAAUCCUAAACAACUUAAAGGUAUCGAGAGUUCUACAAAAGUUGAAAAUAGCUUUACUUGGGAACCGAUUCUACAACCUAAAAUGCGGGGUCAUACGGGUUACAUAACUUUUGCCACAUGGAUACCGAGCACACAGCCAAAUGUUUCAAGCACAGAGUGUACAGAAUUCAUGCCGUCUAUGGAUGAAUAAGAUUUCUUAAUAUUAGAUUAUGUAAAAAUAAAUAUGUAAUGCUAA